Molecule: messenger RNA, 423 nt
Organism: Trichobilharzia regenti
Lineage: Eukaryota; Metazoa; Platyhelminthes; Trematoda; Strigeidida; Schistosomatidae
Source: the annotation of a GenBank genome assembly
AUGAUUUGUGAGGAGGAAUCAAAAUUGUCUAUUUCUGUUAUUAAAGAGUUUGAAAAUGAUGAACUUGACGGUAAAGUGAAUAUUCGUGAUAGUGAUCAUGAUACUUCACAGUUGUCUUUGGUUGAUCAUGAUGAAAUGGAGGGAAUGCCUACUACCACUAAGUUAAAUAAAGGUUCUGUACAACUUGAACGCGAAGUAGAAAUAAAUGCAGAAGCAGUUGCAGAAGGCAUGCGUACUUGUGAGACCGUCAGUGUGAUUGAUCAGCAUGUAGCCCACCUAUCAUCAGAUGCUAGUGCUAAACCUGAGCUGAUAGUAAAAGACAGCAGUGGUGGUGGUCUUGCAGGUAGACAAAUAUAUGAAAGCCGAGCAACAACAGCUUUUGAUCCACCGCUAAGUUCAUCAACUGAUAUCAGUCAGCCGUAG